CGCACAUAAUUGCAUUUGCUGGAUAUCUAUUCUUAAUCGCCCACUCCUGCCUGGUUCAAAAUGGCGAUGAACAUGACGCAGAUCCGGGACACAAAGUGGCUGACGUUGGAGGUUUGUCGGGAAUUCCAGAGAGGAACGUGUUCACGACCGGACAGCGAGUGCAAGUUCGCCCACCCUGCCAAGAGCUGUCAAGUGGAAAACGGCAGAGUCAUUGCUUGUUUCGACUCACUCAAGGGCCGCUGUUCCAGGGAGAACUGCAAGUACCUGCAUCCCCCCCCCCACCUAAAGACCCAGCUGGAGAUCAAUGGAAGGAACAACCUCAUCCAGCAGAAGAACAUGGCCAUGCUGGCCCAGCAGAUGCAGCUCGCCAACGCCAUGAUGCCCGGCACACAGCUACAGCCAGUGCCCAUGUUUUCAAUCACACCCGGCCUUGCAACCAAUGUCAAUGCUGCUGCGGCAGCUGCCGCUGCGUUUAACCCCUACCUUGGCCCUGUGUCGCCCGGCCUGAUGCCCGCUGACAUCUUGCCCAGUGGCUCCGUACUGGUCACCAGCAACCCCGGUGUCCCUGUACCAGCUGCUGCUGCUGCUGCUGCACAGAAACUCAUGAGGACAGACAGACUGGAGGUGUGUCGGGAAUACCAGCGGGGUAACUGCACACGCGGGGAGAACGACUGUCGCUUUGCCCACCCUUCAGAUAGCACUAUGAUCGACACCAACGACAACACGGUCACUGUGUGCAUGGACUACAUUAAAGGCCGCUGCUCGAGGGAGAAGUGCAAGUACUUCCACCCUCCGGCUCACCUGCAGGCCAAGAUCAAAGCGGCCCAACACCAAGUCAACCAGGCUGCGGCUGCUGCAGCCAUGACUCAGUCGGCUGUCAAAUCACUGAAGCGACCCCUCGACGCAACUUUUGACCUGGGGCUCCCUCCCUUGCCUCCUUUACCAAAGAGACCUGCACUUGAAAAAGCCAACGGUGCCACCACUAUGUUCAAUGCUGGUGUAUUCCAGUACCAACAGGCCCUGGCCAACAUGCAGUUUCAGCAGCAGACGGCCUUCAUACCAUCAGGCUCGAUAUUGUGCAUGGCACCUGCAACAAGUGUUGUACCCAUGAUGCACGGUGCUAAUCCAGCCACUGUGUCUGCAGCCAACUCAUCUGCCACAAGUGUUCCCUUUGCAACAGCCAAUCAGAUUCCAAUAAUAUCUGCAGACCAUCUGACCAGCCACAAAUAUGUGACCCAGAUGUAGGAGUCUCAAUCAGGACAAUGGAACUGGAGCGUGCUGACUUUGAGUUAAGUUAGCAGUCACCCCUCAUGCCUGUAACAUCAAGAGCAAAACUGAGAACCAGAUCUGAAUUGGUUUGGGAUAAAUCUGCAUGUUAACAUAGGAGGUACAAUUUGUAAGGAUUGUUUUCAUGUGUACUUCAUGCACACUAUUACACGACAACAGAAAAGACCAUAAUUUGCAUUAAAGACUGCCUUUCGCUCUGUGGAGGCAACUAACCUUUAUUCACCGGACACACUUUGAAUGUUAACAUGAGGCAAAAGAGUGGAGUAGAAAAAACAUCGACUGGAUUGGUAUGUCCAUUGACCAAGAAUCAUGACUUGUGUUGUUUGUUUGUUUAUGGGUUGGUGGUCUUUGAGCCAAAUGUGUUCAUUUGUUUACACAAAGGUGCACCUUGUAUUUAAUUUGAGGUAAAAUAAAUGAAUGAUCCGACUGAAUCGCAUAUGCAUGCACAAUGACUUUGUUUAUGAUUUCAUUUUGUUAAACCAGUGAU
Messenger RNA from Anoplopoma fimbria (sablefish), 1774 nucleotides. RefSeq names its product muscleblind-like protein 1. The record is from RefSeq and is a predicted model, not a curated record. Gene Ontology annotation, molecular function: metal ion binding. Lineage: Eukaryota; Metazoa; Chordata; Actinopteri; Perciformes; Anoplopomatidae. Bases 61 to 1245 code for a protein of 394 amino acids. The transcript is spliced from 10 exons.